UUUAUUUAUAAGAAGUCCGUGAAAGAGAAGAAUCGAUCCCAUCACCUCGAACUUAUGGAUCAUCAUUUAUCUAAAAUGCGCCCAGUAUGUGGAGUGAGAAGCUUGUAAUGGACAGAUUCCACUGCGCCCAUUGCGUAAUACGCACUCAUCGGACCAUUUCUUCUUUGUGUAGUGAUGGCGUUCAAGUGACUUACGACGGUGUGUGUUUUCAUCAUUAUCGGUGGUCUGUCUUUUUUGGUUUCUCCCAUGUCAACGUCUUCCACGGUCCCAUCGGCGUCGACGAAAGAGAAGAAAAAUUCCGCCGGCAGAGAUUCAAGCGAUAAUAAGAGGAGGAAGAGAGUCCCUGAGGCGCCGGAAGAUCUGAGGGCAGAAGUGCCGGAAGAUUUGCGGGCAGAAGCGACGGAAGAUCUGCGGGCAGAAGCGCCUAAGAACCAACAACUGUUCAAGCGAUUGUUCUCAGAGGAAGACGAAAUCAAACUCCUGAACGCCUUCCUCGACAUCAACAAGACCGCCCAUGCCUCUCCUUCGCCUGCCAACACCGCUGCUCUGAUCUUCGACAAAGUCGGCGACUCUUUCAGAGGUCAAUUCACAAACAAGCAAUUGACCGAUAAGCUCAGUAAGCUGCGACGGAAGUAUGCCAAACAAAUCAACAACGAAAAGACUCUUAAAACCACCCACGAUUCAGAGAUCUACCUCCUAUCCCAAAAGAUAUGGGGCGACGGCGAGAACGACUAUGCAAAUCCCAGCGAUUCCGGCACUUCUCCUGCCAAAGAUCCCCUGACCGCCUUUGGCGUUAAGAAGAAAAACAAAGUGAAAACCGGAUCUCAAGCUCCGCCCCUCGAAAAUAGACAAGGGGAAACGCGAGUUCAUCAAGCCUCGGAUACUGAAUAUGGAAAAGAGAAAAUGGCGGUUCACGUGUCACCGGCUGAAAAUGGAGGAGCAACUGUUACUGUCGCGGUUGCUGAGUUGGGCUUGGAGAAUUUUCCCUUCUUAAUGAAAGAAGUAUCUCAUUUACCCUGGGAUGCGAUCCUCAGGGAGGGGCUACGCUCUCUGGACGGCUCGGUUUUGAUGCGCUUAAAUGAGGAGUGGAGGUUGCAGCAUAUUGCAGAGGUGAAGGCUAUGGCAAAGCGAGCUCAGUUGAUGCAGGAGCACAGCAAGUUGAUUUUAGAUGCCCUUGACUCCUCACUUCCUGAUUGAACGAAUUCCGGCAGUAGUCUGUAAAUUCCCAAAUAAUGCCUCCAUCUUUGUGCUUUUAGAGCAGUUCUCUCUCUUCCCUUAAAGUUUAGGUUUAGGUUUGAAUUCUACUGACAUGUUCAUUAGGUUCUUGUAGCUUUCCUGUAUGUUUUUCCUGUAAUGUUUUCAUCAAGGAGCUUAUCUUUCUUGUUGUAUGAACAAGGUUUAAAAUUUUAGUAAUGAUCGACAACUUGCCAUUUUUCCUCA
Messenger RNA from Macadamia integrifolia, 1440 nucleotides. Its product is annotated as STOREKEEPER protein-like. The coding region runs from base 247 to 1197 and encodes 316 amino acids. Lineage: Eukaryota; Viridiplantae; Streptophyta; Magnoliopsida; Proteales; Proteaceae. Gene Ontology annotation, cellular component: nucleus. The record is from RefSeq and is a predicted model, not a curated record. The transcript has a single exon. Gene Ontology annotation, biological process: regulation of DNA-templated transcription.